AUGUCCCUCGACCCAUCCACCUUCGGAACUAUAGUGUCCUCCCGCUUCAUCACCUUCACAUUCCCAAACCCAACUCUUCCCAACCCCCACCUCCACAAUGCCCUACUCCGCAUCGCCGUACACGACUCUCCGACCACGUCAAACCCCUCCCAAAUCGCCGCCAUGCUCGUACCUCCCCACCGCGAGUCUGACUGGACCUUUUCCACUCAACCCGGCCACCUCCAACUCCUUCUCUCCUCCUCCACCCAGCUCUCCCGCCUCAUCCUCAUCGGAAACCUUCCAAAUUCUCCUCACCCUACUAUUUAUAAUCCAGACCCACCGAUACUUAUCGACCCGGUAAGUCGGGCAAAGCUUGAAGAAAAUUUAACCCCCCUAGUGUUUGCUGUACUGCCCAAAUCGGCAUUUCCAGAAAAGGGUCUGCCCGAGGUACCCUUUUUGAUUUACGAAGAUGAUGUGAUUCGUAGUGUAGUUGUAGAGAGGUGUUGUGGGCCUUGUGUUGGUGAAUUAUUGGUUGAAGAUGUUGAAUUGGAAAGUAAUGGCACUGGUGAGUCUAAGUGUAGUAGAGAGUUUCGAAGGAGAUUAAGGUUCAAAAGAACGCCCAAUUUGAUUCAAACCCAGGUAAGAAUUUACCCGUAUUCGAUUGAAAAUGGGAAUGUGGGAUUUGGUUUUGUGGAUUUAGUGGGUGCAGGGUUUAUGAUAGAUAAAGGGAUUCUGGUUCAUCCUUAUUUUAUUCCAAUGGUUGCAGGUUUAUCUGUGAUCAGUUCGUAUAUUGAUGAAAAAAUUCGAUAUAGGAUUAAACCGAAAGCGUUGUGUUUAGGUGUUGGCGGUGGGGCUUUGCCUAGUUUUUUGAAUUCUCAAUUGGGGUUUGAGGUUUUGGCUGUGGAGGCGGACGAUGUUGUUUUGAGGCUUGCCAGGCAGUAUUUUGGCUUGCAAGAUGGUGAAUGUUUAAGUGUGUGUGUUGGAGAUGCAAUAGAAUUGAUAGAGAAACUUGCUUGUCAAGUGAAAAAUCAAAAUGCUGAUGCUUUUAGUACUUGUAAAGUAGAGAAUGUUGGUUGUUUGGAUACUGUUGAUGUGUUUGAUGCUAAGUUUGAUGUGAUAAUGGUUGAUCUGGAUUCUUGUGAUGCUACAAUGGGCAUUAGUGCUCCCCCAUUGGAGUUUGUCAGGAAGUCAACUCUUAUGGAAGCUAGAUUGGUUCUUCAUGAGCUUGGUAUACUUGUGAUUAAUGUGAUUCCUCCUAGUAAGUCGUUCCACGAGACAUUGAUACAUGAGUUUCAGGAGGUUUUCCAUGAGUUGUAUGAAAUAGAUGUUGGAAACGGGGAGAAUAUUGUUCUUAUUGCUGCCGCAUCACCAAUUGCGAGUGAAUCUAGUGUCUGUGAGACUUCUUUUUUCGCGAAGUUGAAAUUGGUUAUCUCGGGAGCAUAUGUGGAUUCCAUAAGAAAAAUCUAAAGAUUUGGCACUUACUGAUUUCACAUUGAAAUCCCUCCAAAUCGUUAGAGGACGUGUUCUUCAAUUUGGUUAAACGCCAAUCUGGAGGGAAAAGGACACAUGUUUGAUUUGUUUGCUAUGACCUUUGAGGUUUGCAGUCUCAAGUCACCAGUCUGCUGAGGCGAUAGAUAUGUUCUUCUUGGUCUUGGCCAAACUGACCUACCUUGUGAAUGUUAGUGGUUUUCAUGUACACAAGUGCAGAAUGGAGAAAUAAUUGUUUUUCCUUUCGGUAUGCCUCCUCCAGCUAUUCACCAGGGAAUGUAACCACAUGU
Ilex paraguariensis (yerba mate) is the source of this 1757-nucleotide messenger RNA. Lineage: Eukaryota; Viridiplantae; Streptophyta; Magnoliopsida; Aquifoliales; Aquifoliaceae. The record is from the annotation of a GenBank genome assembly.